Molecule: messenger RNA, 638 nt
Organism: Merops nubicus (carmine bee-eater)
Lineage: Eukaryota; Metazoa; Chordata; Aves; Coraciiformes; Meropidae
Biological process (GO): mitotic cell cycle; regulation of G2/M transition of mitotic cell cycle; metaphase chromosome alignment
Cellular component (GO): nucleus; chromosome, centromeric region; spindle pole
Molecular function (GO): microtubule binding; dynein complex binding
Source: RefSeq, a predicted model, not a curated record
GUGCUGAUGAGAAUGCUGUUACAGAAGCAGUUAAGCCAAAACUGGAAGAAUUACAGAAAGCUGGAGAAGUGAAAACCAGAGAAGCAGAUGAGAACUUGGAGAAACACUGCCCUAUAACUGUUAAACAUCCUAAACUAGAGGAAGCAAAUGAGAUGCUGAAAACACAAGUCAGUUUGAGUGCUCAGCUGGAACGGCCAAUGAGUAAUGCUGUCAGUAGCCCUUUGCUGAAUUGGGAUAACUCACCAACAGUGAGCAAUCAGUCUGCCAAAGUGAUGAGGUCAGAUGAAGAUGCUACUAAAUGUUGCAGAAAAAGGCAGGGAUAUGAAGACAACAGGAAAGACAAUGGAGACCCAAGAUCCCCUAUGCCAUCCAAAAGGAAAUAUGAGACUGUUGUAAUAUGGGUGAUGCUGUGCCACUGCAGCAGCAGCCAUGAAGAGCACUCCUGUUUGACACCUGGUGGCAGCAAACCACUAAAGGUAACUUAAAAAGAAAAAAUUGUCUGGGAAAAUGAAGUAGACAUCUCGGUACGCAAUGCCUGGGAGAGUCUCAUGAUGCACAAAGCCAAAAAUUCGCCAAGUUUGUUCACACUUGGGCUACCUGAACGAGAUGAGCAAAAGGAAAAUUGUAAGGUGCAGUGA